Molecule: messenger RNA, 1110 nt
Organism: Colletotrichum fioriniae
Lineage: Eukaryota; Fungi; Ascomycota; Sordariomycetes; Glomerellales; Glomerellaceae
Source: RefSeq, a predicted model, not a curated record
AUGGAAGAUGACUACAUCCAACAAGCUAGAGUCUCCCCACAUUGGUUAUCUGAGGGCAGCGCCUUCUGGUAUCGCCAGAAUCUACCAGCCGACAGGUUCGCCUUCAUCUACGUCAAUGCCACAGAGAAGCAGCGACGCCCAGCUUUUGACCACGAUAAGCUAGCGAAGGCGCUUCAAGAGAAAAUCAACCAAAAAGAUGGAGAAUUCGACGCUUUCAAGCUACCCUUCACAUGGAUCGACCUUGAAGACGAGUCGUCCUCCAUCCGAUUUCUCUACGAGGGAAAGAAAUGGCGUUUUGAUACUGAAGCCAAUCUUAGUGAGUGGGAGGGUGCGCUCAAUCUGCCCACGACGCCGUUCAUCUCUAAGGAACGUGCAUCUGUGCACUCGAACCACUCCGUCACUAUCACUUUUGUCAACAAUAGCAAGGCGGACUUGAAGAAGUAUUGGGUAGACUGGGAAGGCAAGCCAGUGCUUUAUGGAGGGAUUGGAAGUGGUUUAAGCAACACUCAAAGAACUUAUGCCGGUCAUGUCUGGAAAUUUGUCGAUGAGUCGGGGACUGUCAAGGCAAUCUACGCCACACCCGAAGAAAUUGUCUCUUCUGUGGUUAUUGAUGAGACUACCAUGGAUGAGCUCGGUCCCCAAAACUCAGAAAACGGUGUUGAAGAGAAAUGUGACAAGAAAACGAGCCCAGAGUCUGGCUUGAGCGAGAAGGACUCGCCCCACCUCUUUGUGCGAGACUUCGACCUUUGGUGCCGGAAUGAGGACAAGGAAGAGGUGCGUCUUUCAGGUAACGGCGCCGAAUACAAUCAGUAUGAUGAUUCAAACAUCUGGAUGUCUCCAGACAAGAAGUUUUGUGUCGCCUGGCAAUUCGUCCCGGAGGAAGAGCAUAAAGUGCAUCUUCGCGACUCUGUUCCGAAAGAUCAGCUCGAGCCAAAGGCGAAAAGCAUCCGUUAUUUGAAGGCUGGAGAUCGCACACGAAAGAAGAGGUCGUUACGGACGCAGCCUUAUUUCAAAACCCCUACGAACUGCGGAACAUCGGAUGGAGUCGUGAUUCUUCGGAAUAUCGCUUCAUAUACAACGAGCGUGGCCAUCAACGCCUACGUGUCAUAG